Messenger RNA from Rubroshorea leprosula, 3026 nucleotides. NCBI's taxonomy places the organism in Eukaryota, Viridiplantae, Streptophyta, Magnoliopsida, Malvales, Dipterocarpaceae. The record is from the annotation of a GenBank genome assembly.
UCUUUCCUUAAUCUUACUCCUUACUAAAGCAUUUGUCAGGGACACACAACAACAUCUAGGUCCGAUUUUCAUCUUCAUUAUCCUUUCUGAUUUUCCUCUUUCUUCUUCUCUCUCUUCUCUCCUCUUCUUUUUUGUUUUUCUCUUUCUGUUGAGAAACCACCUAGGAGAACUUGAUCCGAUUCAUUUGUCAAGGACGCACAACACCCUUCAUCAGAUCUAGGUCUGAUUUUCAUCUUCAUCAUCCUUUAUGAUUUUCCUCUUUCCUCUUCUCUCUCUUCCCUCCUCUUCUUUUUUUGUUUUUCUCUUUUUGUUGAGAACCCACCCAGGAGAACUUGAUCUGAUUCAUUUGUCAAGGACGCACAACACCUUUCAUCAGAUCUAGGUCUAAUUUUCAUCGUAAUCAUCCUUUCUGAUUUUCCUCUUUCUUCUUCUCUCUCUUCUCUCCUCUUCUUUUUUGUUUUUCUCUUUUUGUUGAGAACCCAACCAAGAGAACUUGAUCCAAUCCAAAACCCAGUAAAGGUUAUAAAUAGUAAGCAGGAGCUUAUUCACAUGCGGUACCUUUUAAAUGAAAAGGGAAUUAUAGAUGUGUAUGUUGAGCAUGUCUGUGAUGAGCCAAGUAUUUUAGAUUUGCUUGAAGGUGGCACUAUUCUGCAAGAACCAAUUGAUGAAGGUACAAUGGACAUUGGGGAAGGCUAUGUGACACAAAAUUCACAACCAGCCCCAAAUUUUCAUGAAGCUCCAGAAACAACAGCUGAAGGUGAUGCUAAUGAAACAGAUGCAUUGCAUGGAGGUGAGUACAAUGUUGGAGAUGAACAUGAACUUGAAGAAGAAGAAGAAGAAGAAGAAGAAGAAGAAGAAGAUGUAAUAACUACUAGAAGUAGUGAUUUAUGGUUUAAUCCUUCAUGGACUACUGUUUGGUUUGAGGUAGGGAUGACGUUUGAGCAUGUAGCACAGUUUAAAGAGGCUAUAGCUAAGUACCAAAUUCAAAAAGGCUGUAAGUUGAAACCUGUUAAAAGUGACCCCACCAGGCAGAGAAUUCACCGUAUUGGUCAACAGUGCAACUGGAGUAUCUUUGCCAGUUUUGAUAAAAAUGACAAGACUUUUAAGGUGAAGACAUAUUGCAGGGAACACACUUGCUUUAGGAGUUUGAAGUCCGAUAUGGUUGGGUCAAGGAUACUUGCAGAACACCAUAGGAACAGAAUUUUUGCAAAUCCGCAGAUCAUAAUCAGUGAGAUAGUGAGAUUGUCUCAUUUAGAAUUAGGAGUUCAUGUUUCAAGGGAUAAGUCUAAACUAGCAAAGGAAAGGAUUAUGAAGGAGGUGAAGGAAACUCACACGAAGGAAUUUGCUCAGUUAAGAGGGUAUGUAGAAGAGCUGUUGAGAUUGUUCCCUCAGUCAAAUGUUCAAAUUAACAGUGAGCCACCCACAACUCCAGAGGGAAAACCUACGUUUAAAGGAAUCUAUGUGUGUCUAGAAGGAUGUAGGAAGGGUUUUCUACUGGGCUGUAAACCAGUAAUUGGAGUAGAUGCAUGUUUCCUCAAGGGGAUGUUCAAAGGAACUCUUUUGGCAGCUGUUGCAAGGGAUGGGAACAAUCAAAUAUGCCUAGCUGAUGAUCUAUCAAAUCACACUAGGCGAGAUUUAACGUUCCUUUCGGACCAACAUCCUGGGUUAAUCAAUGCAAGACAAACAGUUUUCCCCAAGGCUAGGCAUAGAUUGUGUGCCAGGCAUUUAUAUGCCAAUUGGCAAAAAAUUUUCAAAGGGAAACUAUUGAAAAAAAGAUUCUGGAUUGUUGCAAGGUCAACAUAUGAAGGUCAAUUCAACAAAAACAUGGAAGAGAUCAAAAAUUUAUCCGUGAAAGUUCAUGAUGCCUUAAAAUCAAUCCCACCAGACCUGUGGUGCAAGGCAUUCUUUGACACAUCAUGUAAAUGUGAUGUGGUGGAUAACAACAUAAAUGAAACCUUCAACAAUUGGAUAAUGGAUGCUAGGUAUAUGCUAAUCAUCCAACUGUUAGAAUAUAUAAGGGUUAAGGUGAUGGUUAGGAUGGCUAAGAACAAAGAAGAAAUCAGCAAAUGGAGAGGAAAUAUAGCACCCAGAAUUAGGAAGAAAUUAGAAGCACAUAAGAUUGAAGUUGCCAAAUACAGAUGUGAAUGGAAUGGCAGGACCCAAUAUGAUGUUUGGCAUUGGAAUGACAAAUUUGUUGUGGAUUUGAUUGGGAAAAAGUGUAGUUGUAGAGCAUGGGAUUUAACAGGAAUUCCAUGUCCUCAUGCAUUGUCUGCGAUAGGUUUAGGUAACUUCAACCCGGAUGAAUUUGUAUCAAUUUGGUACAAAAGGGUUAAGUAUGAACGUGCAUACAAUGUACCAAUCAUGCCUUGUAAUGGUGAGAAAUUUCGAGAAAAUUAUCAUGGGGAGCCACUAGAAUCACUGCCAUUUAGAUGCAAGCAGGGUAGGCCGAAGGUGAAUAGGAGGAAGGGUGAUAAUGAAACCAAAAAGGUGAAGGUGGGACAGCUAGAAAAGAUGACAAAGGAAGGUGGACAAAUCACGUGCUUACUUUGCAAGCAACCUGGACAUAACAAGAGGGGAUGCCCCAAAAGGCCAACUGAAAGUGAAGAAGCAUCAGCAAGCACUCACCAGCCAAUACCAAGAAAACCUCUAACUUGUGGAUAUUGUAAGCAGCCUAGUCACACCAGGACAACAUGCACUGCUAGAUAUUUUGUUGAUGAAAAUUCUGGUCAAUCUGAUGGACUAGGAAGAAAGAAGAAGCACAGAGUUGGUGAAUUCAUUAAUUCACCAGAAUUGAACCUUCAAGGUUUGCAAAGGGAGACUACUAUGAGACAUACCCAUCCUAGCCAAUUUCAUAAGGCACAGCCACCUCAGAAAUCAACCAAGAAGAAGGGAUCAAGUGAAGCUUGAGGAAUGGUUCUUCUUUUUUUUUUUUGGUUUGAUGCAUGGGAGUAAAGAACUUUGGUUUAAGGUUGCAAAAUGUGUUUUCUAUAGGUAAUAUGUAAAUGCAGUAAAUGCAUGGAAACAAA